Toxorhynchites rutilus septentrionalis is the source of this 4715-nucleotide messenger RNA. RefSeq lists its product as uncharacterized. Gene Ontology annotation, cellular component: nucleus. The coding region runs from base 723 to 3992 and encodes 1089 amino acids. The record is from RefSeq and is a predicted model, not a curated record. Gene Ontology annotation, biological process: regulation of transcription by RNA polymerase II. NCBI's taxonomy places the organism in Eukaryota, Metazoa, Arthropoda, Insecta, Diptera, Culicidae. The transcript is spliced from 9 exons.
GUUUGCAUCCCAUUGUCAAGUCAAUGUGUUGAAAGUUAAUUUGCAAAAAUCGUGUUUUUAUUUAUGAUGUUUUAUUGCCAACUAAAUCAAAAUUUUGUGUACAUCCUUCACACCCCCUUAUAUCGCAUGUUGUUAGAGAGAAUGCGAUCAUACAUAGUGUAUAAAAACUGCCCUAAUGGCUGUUCCAACGGCCCAACGGCACUUAUCAAUACGUCGAAAUAGGAUAUUUUGACGGCUCGACAAGAACACUGCUGUCAGAUUUCGCCAUCUAGUUCGUGUUUGUGUGCAAAUGUUCGUGUGUGUGCGUCCUGUGUUGCGGUUGGAAAAGGGAACGCCAUAUUGAACAAAAGAAAAGGCGAGAGAAUAGUUUAUUCAUAUAGCCGCGACCGCCGUCAAAAAAGGCAAAGUGCGAAGCGUAAGCAGCAGCAGCAGCAUUUUUCUCAACUCAACAACACGGCCAGAAAUCUGAAGCAAGUUAAUACACGUACCUAAAAUCUGGGCUAGCAUAAUGGACAUUUAUUAGCCUGGAAAGGGUUGUAAUAAUGUGGCAAAAGUGAAUACGCGGAUCAUCGCCCAACCGCAGUGUUUUCGUUCUGCGCCUACCGAAACUAUUGUCUUCAGCUGGACAAGUUUGUAAAACAUAGGAGAGUUAGCGUAGGCAGAAAAUAAUUAUCCGAAUGAACAUCCAAGCGAGGGUAUAGUAAUAAUUCCUAUCUUGAACAAUGUCAGGACACAAUCCACCCCAUGGACGUCUAGGACAGCCGAAUUCAACCUGGAAUCCACUGCAGGUGCCCUCGUAUAUUCCUCGGCAGCCACAGUUAGCGCAUAUGUCCAGCGAGCGAUCGUUGGCGAGGUCACCUCUAACAUGGCACACUCCACCUACACAUCAAGAUCAAUUGUACAAUUUCAUGACGGCCAAUCAUAAGAAUACGUUGGAAAUCAAUCCAAUGCUGCCAACAUUCGGUAGGAACACUGGAAUGCCGCUUGGAUCAGUUGAUCUGUCCAUAUCGUCCGCAUCGCGUAGCACGCCUUCGCCGAAGGGAAAUAACAUGCCGCCGGGCCCACCUGGGGCGACUGCACAGCAACAUUCUUCUUCGCUGCUGCCAAGCAUUCCACCUGGCCUGGUAGGCCCGCCCUUGCCGGAUCAAAAUGAUCAUUUCCAUUCAAAAAUGCUCCCCGGGCAUCCUGCCCAACAACAGCAGCAACAUCAUAUAAACACAAAUCGCUCCCCAUCGGCUACCCAAAUAGGAGGAGUUAUACAAUCGACAGCAGCACUGAAAGAUCGCUCUGCACAACACAACAUGAUUAACAACAUCGGCGGAAGCAACAACGCUUCGUGUAGCUUUCUUGGCAACAACAGUAGCGCAAACAGUAUGUCGUUGGGACCCAGUAGUUCUUGUGGGAAUGGAUAUUACAACUUACUAAGCAGUAACAGUGGCGGUAAUAGCAAUAGCAGUAGUAACGUUACGUGUGUUGGUGGUAGCAAUAGUAUUCCAGCGACUAUGAAUCCUGUCAGUAGCGCGAUACCGCCGACAACAAUCGCGGUGCCUGCUGACUUCCAGGCUAUGACACCCGGUGGAUUGCAUAUCAAGGACGCCAAGCAAAUAAACAAGAAAGUCAGCAAGAACGGGAAGGAUAAUAAACCCAGUAAUGAAACAUCCGAUCUGGUCAAGGAUAUUAUCUUGCAUGCGAUGCAAAGUAACCAGUCGGCUACUGUAUCGCCCAAGCGAACUUCUCCUCUACGAACACCUAUUCCUUCCAACCCUAGCCCCACGCGGUGUCGCAACUCACCACCUUCGUUGUUAUUACCAUCCAUGGAUCCAGCGUUAAGUGUUAGCAAAUCGUUUCAGGCAGUUACUGCAGAUGUGCCAUCGACCCCCGAAGCGGAUAGCGUUAUCGGGACAAAAACCAGUAUGCCAACAACUCCACCGUUGACUGCUUCAAGCGAAACAGUAGCGGUAGCUAGUAACGAUAGAACGUCACCCAUUCAGAGUGUUGCUUCAAACGAAGAUUCGGCUGAUUCUAAUUCCAGCAAAAUGCGAAGACGGCGGAAGCCCGAUCGUACCAAUAAAAUGGGUUCGGAUGAAUUGGAUCGAAUGCAUGACUUUCUAGGGGUAGAAAAUAGUACGGAAAAAUGUGAUCGAAUCGAUGGUAUCGAUCCCAUGAGGCCUAAUAUAGCGGUCAGGAACGAUAUUGCCACACUGGCGUUGGAGGGAAUUAGUAGUCUCAGUCAAGGUCUGGUGAGUGAUGGUAGCCAUAGUCCACAUAUUACCGAUCUGUCCGAUAGCACCCGGAUAAACCUCAACAACUCAACUGAAAGCAAUAACAAUCCUACCGGCGAAGAAGCGAACAAAUCUUCGGUGGCUAGCUCCGUUAUUUCGAGCGUACUUUCGGCCGCCGCGGCAGUCAUGGAAUCAGCUCGCAAAGAGAGUGAAUCGAAUUCGGACGAUUGCGAAACUAUCGAUAAAAUAGCGGCGAUGAUUUCUAGUACUGAAAAUGAUAGCGCACAGAUUUCACUACAAAUGCCGACUGAAACCAUAGGUCCGCCGGUGGACAACAACGAAAGUGACAGUUUGAACGGUCCUGCCAAAGAAACGCCUGCUGCCGAAUGUUCCCAACCACCGGAAAACGAGAAAUCAGAGUUUCCCAAAAUGGACGCGGACAAAAGUUACGAGGAGAUUGAGAACAAACUGGAGGAAAUGUUCGCUGGGAUAGAGGAAACUUUACCGGCCUGUUCCAAAUCGCCACAGCCAGAACAGAAAAAAAUACUAUCAUCGAAACAAUCCAGUGAAUCUACCGACAUUUUCACCGAACUAUCAGAGAAAACCGAUGCUCCUCCGCCGUUAUCCGACGGUGUUUUGCCUGAUGUUGCUGAUAGAAAGAACUCGCCGGAACCCAGCACAAGUGGAACACAGAAAAAAUUCCUCACACCAGCAGCUAAACGAGCGAAUGUCGGGAAGUCACCUGCCAAUUCUGGACCUUCCCCGAGCAAACGUAAAAAAGUACUGAAGAAGAAAACUGCCCAAUCGAAAGGGGCAUGCUUUGCUGCUGCCGAGGAAAGAGCCAGUGCUUUCAGCACAAAAGCUAGCAAAAAGCCUCUACCGGUGAAAUAUAGUGCGAAAAAGGGCAAUGGAACUGGUUCAGCCAAAAAUGCCAAGGUGAAACCGAAUGAGAGUGGUGUAUUGGAUCCAAGUGGAAAACAUAGGGGACCAUACGUUCAGAUAAAAUCCGAUGGCAGUCAUACGGUGAUAAAUGCUCCUAUAAAUGAAGAAGAUGCGGACAAGCCGCAGAACAAAACGAAGAAAUUUGCUAAUACAAACAACAGUUCGGAAAAGAGCAAAAUCCGAGGUUUGCAUGUGAGCACGCUUAGCACCAAAUACGACGCGGACACGACCGACACUAGUUGGAUGUGUGUGUUUUGUAAGCUGGGGCCUCACAAAAUGAGACUUGGGGAUUUAUUUGGACCAUACAUAAUCAGUACCAAAUCCGUGGAGUACGAGCACAGUCAGACGGGUGAAGAUUACUUCGCUGAGAAAAGGACACGAGAAAGUCUCGCGUCGAAACGAGACUCCAACAUGAUAGAGAAUACGUUAAAAGCAAAGAAGAAGAAAACAAACGAUGUUCCUGUAUGCGUGGUACCAAGCACGAGUGGUACACAGGACAGCAGGAGUGAGACGCGGGUAGCUGCCGAUAUGUUUUACGGUAUGAUAAAAGCUGGCGAUGAUUCCUAUGAAGUGUGGAUGCACGAGGAUUGUUUGGUUUGGGCUCCGGGAGUGCACAUUAUUGGUACACGAAUUGUUGGUUUGGAGGCAGCCAUUUGGAACUGUUUUAGACACCAGUGUAGAGCAUGCUCUCAUUAUGGGGCCACGAUAAGUUGUCUCCACAGAGGAUGCAGCGAGGAGGCGCACAUUGUUUGUGCAAGAAAAAACAAUUGGGAGCUAAGCGAUGAGUUCAAAUCACACUGUGACCAACACUCUAACUCACACUCUUGAGUAUUAGAAAAGUAGGAGACUCAUCGCGGUCCCGUUUUGAUUUCUUCAUAGUUAUCGAUACAUUCAAUUUUGUUAUAUAACUCUUGCAAGCGGAGACUAUCGAUGAGCAGAUCUGUUUCCAGUGCGAUAAGCAAGGACAGAACAAUUCUUUUCUGGUCACCAGUAGAGAACAAUGCGCUUUUUUUUCGGUCACAUGGAAGAUACUACGAUAUGAUUUCUUCCCGAGUGCUGAUGAAUAAAAAGUCACAAUUCAAAUUACGAGUGUACAUUUUAAUCGUGUAAAUAUAGCCAGCUAGUGUAUGAUAGUUUUAAAAUUUAGUUUUUAAAAUUAGACAGAGAACCUUGAGGAUAUUUGGCAUGACCCAGAAAUGUACUUUCAUGACGGUAUAUAUGGAAUAAUUGUGAGCAAACAUAAUUUAUUUAAUAAUGUUAGUAAUAUCAAAGAUCAACACACUUUUUGCUAGGUUAGAGUUUUCUUUUUAAAAAGAAAGAAAGGAAAUUAGGACACUGAAAGAAAGAAAAAAAAUAACUUUAAAAGAAGCGAAUAAUGACGGAUAGAAAAUUCGUUGGAUGCAUGUGAUUAACUAAAAAAGUAUCAAGGACAACACGUAUGUAGUAUAUAUGCUAAUAAAUAGUGUCCAACUUGAUGGAGGAAAACAAUCCACAAAAUUCUCAUAAAGAAGGUUUUAGAAAGCCAAGGCAAAAACAGCAAAGAUAAUAAAA